This is a messenger RNA of Adineta ricciae, 765 nucleotides long. Lineage: Eukaryota; Metazoa; Rotifera; Eurotatoria; Adinetida; Adinetidae. The record is from the annotation of a GenBank genome assembly.
AUGGCCGGUGCAAGUGGUCGACGAUUUUUCGUUGGUGGAAACUGGAAAAUGAAUUAUUCCAAGGCUAUUUUAGAAAAAGUUAACGACGCUUUAAGCAAGACAAAAGAUGCUGACGUCGAUAUUGUUUGCGCACCACCAGCUCUCUUUAUCAAGGACUUCGUUGCAUCAAAACCAGCCCAUGUUCAAGUUGCUGCACAAAACUGUUAUCAUGCUAAGGAAGGUGCAUUCACCGGUGAAAUAAGCGCGGAAAUGAUCAAAGAAGCUGGUUGCAACUGGGUUAUUCUCGGUCAUUCAGAACGACGAACAUUAUUUCAUGAAGAUGAUGAAUUCUUGAAAAAGAAAAUCGACUACGUUCUCAACAAAACUGACGUCAAUGUUAUUGCUUGUAUUGGUGAAACUUUACAAGAACGUGAAUCAGGCAAAACUAAUGAAGUUGUUGAACGACAAGUCAAAGCCUAUCAAGAAAAAAUUGCCGAAAAUCAAUACGAUCGUGUUGUUAUUGCCUAUGAACCUGUUUGGGCUAUUGGUACUGGUAAAGUUGCAACGCCUCAACAAGCCCAAGAAGUUCAUGAACAUUUACGAAACUUUAUCGAGAAAAAUUCUAGCGCUGACAUUGCUAAGAAAGUCCGCAUUAUUUACGGAGGCUCAGUUAGCGGAUCAAACUGCAAAGAAUUAGCUCAACAGCCGGAUAUUGAUGGUUUCCUUGUUGGAGGUGCAUCACUCAAACCGGAAUUCGAACAGAUCUGCAAAUCGCGCCAAAGUUAA